CAAACGAAAACAUUAAAAAAGAACAUUUUAAUUAGGUUUUUAAAGCAAUAAUAAGAAUUAUUUGCAAUAUAUAAAAAUUCCGGCAUGCAAUUGCGAACGCUUUUAAAUUAGAGAAAAUGGUCAACUUUCUUAUAAAAUUUUGUGCAGAAAUCUAAUAAAUUUUAUUAUUUAAAGAUUUUAUGAAUUAGCGACAGGAAUUAUUAAAUUUAUUAUUUUUUGCCAAUUUUAAUAGAAUGUAAAGUUUUUCUAUUGUAAAAAUUAAUAAAAACGACCAAAAUUUUUUUCUAAAAAAUAAUUAUGUAAAAAUGAAAGAUAACUUCCGCAACAGCGAUUGCUUAACAAAUUUUGUUUUAAUAAAAUGGUUUUUUUGGAAUAUUGUUAGAAAAUUUCUUAUAAAUAACAAGAUACUCAUAAUUUAAUAAAAAAAUGGAUGAGCAAAUAAACCGAACUAUUUUAGAUAAUUUUGAUGUCGAAAGUGUUCAACAUGAGAUAUAUAAAAUGAGUGGAACGGAAGUUCUAAAAGGAUUAGAAAAUGGUUCAUUACAAUUUAUAACGGUUCCGAGAGAGGAAUUCAUUGAUCAUACAUUGUUGCCUGAGUAUAUAACAACACACGGAUUUAUCAUUGAUACCAUGCUAGAUGGGGCUAACACUUCAACAAACGAAUCGUUACAACAUUCUACAGCUUCGUAUAUAGCCCAUCAUUCUGGCCAAACACUAGUAAACUCAAACGAAAUUCAGUUACCAACAAAUAUAGAUGAACCUGAUAAGCAAUUAAAUGCUGCUUUAUUGCGAUUUUUAAAAAGUGGAAAUGUAAAAGUAAACGGUGGAAACACUUCAGAAACUCAAGUAAUUGUAACGAAUAAAGAUUUAAUUAAUUUAACGGGAACUCAAGUAAUUGAUGCAACAAUAAAAAACGAUAAUUCGAAUAGCUUAGAUACUAGCACAUUUUUGACAUUCAAUGAUGAUCAGUCAGGCUUAUCUAAUUCCUUAAUAAGUGAUGGUCAAUUCAGAAUAUUUCAGCAACUUUCACCAAACACUCAUCAGCAACAACAGCAUAUCCAAAUUAAUGCAUUAAACAAUUCUUCAUUACCUCAAUUAACCCCAAUUAGAAGACUGAAUCGAAGUCGUAAAAAUUCAAUUAGUUUGAAUAUUACAGACCAGCUAACUAUCGAUGAUUUGAAAACUAACACCGAAAUAGAACAAAUUCAGAGUUUUCAGCAUAGGCCAGCAGCUAAAAGAAUUUUACCUCAUAAAAAGCGAAUCACUAAAAAAUUAAAGUCUAUUGAUGGAAAUCAAAAAGUUGAUGUUUUAUUUCAACACUCAGACAAUUCUGUGAAAUCAACAAAUUCGCAAAUACAAUUUUUUCAAGAUUUAAAUGAAGAAAUUAACGCUGAUGAAGUUAUUAAUUUGAAUUCCCCACCUCAAUUUUCGUGCCAAAUUUGUGGAGCAGGAGCAGAAUCUCAAUUAGAUUUUUUUGCACAUUUAAAGCUACAUUAUGAGCCUAAACCUGAAAGUGGUGAAAUUUUAGAAGCUCCUGUAGUCAAAAAUCAAUCCCAAAAAGAAUUUAUAACGCAGCAGUCCCAAUCUGAACCUCAAAUUCAGAUGUCAAUGAAUCAACAACAGUUCACACAAAUACCUUUGAUUAAAAGGGCAAAUCAAGUAACUCAAUCACAAAGAUUACAUCAGAAUCACACACAACCAUCUAACAUAAACGAAACAAUGCAUUUGCCUCACAUGAGGAGGCAGAUUUCACCUAGUGACUUGCAAAAUAUCUCUGUUCAACCAGUUAGAGAAAAUCAUCAUACAGAUUCAGAAGAAGGAUACAUAUUAACUACUAAAAAAAUUGUUGAAUCCCGAGAUUUGCCCGAUGUUACAAAUUUUGCUUUUGAAGGAUUCGCACCAAUGGGAUCUGUAUCGAACCACUCACAUUCAUCUCACACGGUUGUAGCAAAAGAUAUUAUGAAUAGUACGCAUGAAUAUGAAAUUUUAGACUCUUCUUUAACGAAUCAUUUGCGGCAUGAAAAUGCGCAUCAAAUGCAGUUAACGAAAACAGAUUUUCUUCCUCUGCAAUCCGCGAGUGAACAUCAAAUAACACUACCUUCGCGAGCUUUGUUAAAUUCAAUGCAAGUUGAAGAUUCAAGAAUGUUGUUACAUCAAGGAUCAAGGUCUAACGCAUUAAGUAAAAAUUGUGAAGUAAAAUCUCAAAGUUCGCACAUUUUACAAAAUAACACGGUUUAUAGUACAACUACAAUUCCAACAAGUUCACAAAUAGAACAAAGUUUAUUUGAAAAUCCUCAAUAUUUUGAAGCAAAAUUCAAUAGCUUACCUAACCAGGUAUUGAACUUAGAACAUAAAAUUGAUACAAUAAGAGUUGAGAACGAUAUUUCACAUUCAAUUUCUAACCGAAAAGAUAACUUAAUUAACUCAGGAACUUUAUCGCAACCCUCUUUAAUUUGUGAAGAUCAAAAUAGCUUGCAUCAACUUCAUAUUGCAAAUUCCCAGUCUGCGAACGAAGGUGAUGGAACUGAGAAUAUUACACCUAGUAUCGGCGAAUUAAAUGAAACUUCUCUUCAAACAAAUUCACAUAAAUCAAGUACAAAUGGUAUUGUUAUAUUACAAAAUGAUGAAGUUGAAUUUAGUGACCCUGAAGAUAUGUUAGAAGGUAUUCGUGGUGUCGUUGAUAAGGUACAAGAGUCAUUUGAUACUGGAGAUGAAAUGGAUGCAAUGAGUCCACCUAGAAAUAAUUGGUUUCCUAAUAAUGGUUUUAAUAGUGAAAUUAAUUCUAAAACUAUCUGUGAUCCUACGCGUUAUGAAACAAUAACUCCAGUUGAAAAUUUCCAAAUAUUCUUUAAAAAUGAUGAAAAUAAUGAUAUGAAAAAGGAAAGUGCAAAAAAAGUUAGCGAAUUAUCCGAGCCUGUGGUUAAUGAAGAACCAUCUGAAUUACUAAAUAACGACAUUUCUAACAGGAAUAAUACAAAUUCUUUACUUGCUGCAGAAAAUUCUUUAGCUUCUAGUACAACAAAUACCGUACAUUCUCAGUCCGAAAAUGAUAACCAAAUGCCAGUUAAGAUGGAAAAUUUUUCAACCGAUUAUGAAGACUCUAAUACAGAAAAAACUUCUAGUUCAUUGGGUGAACCAGUAGAUUCUCCGACUUCUCAAAUUUCUGAAAAAGAAACACUAAAAAAUUGUGGUGUUUUGUCUGGAAAAAAAGAGAGAAAAAAAUAUUUUUGUGAUAAAUGUUUUAAAGUAUUUAAUUCUUCAAACGCUUUAAAAUAUCAUGAUUUUGCUCAUAGUGGAAAAAGGCCAUUUCCCUGCGAAGAGUGUGGAAAAAGUUUUUUCGCUCAAAAUGCCUUAAGAGCCCAUUUAAGAGUUCAUUCAGGUGAAAAACCUUUUACAUGUGUCGAUUGCGGACGGGCAUUUAGACAGUGGGGCGACUUAAACUAUCACCGAAUAUCUUUACAUUCAAACGAAAAGAAUUUUCAAUGUGAGUUUUGUGGAAAAGCUUUUGCUCGAAAAUAUUCUUUAGUUAUUCAUCGAAGAAUCCAUACGCAAGAAAAGAAUUAUAAAUGUGAAUUUUGCCCAAAAACAUUUCGAGCUAGUUCAUAUCUACAAAAUCAUAGGAAGAUUCAUACCGGUGAGAAACCAUAUGAAUGUCCGACAUGCAAUAAGAAAUUUCGUGUAUGUGGUGAUCUUAGGCGUCAUCAGAAGAUACAUGAUAGAACUAAACAAGUGCAUGUUGAUGAAAUAUCUUUAAGUAAUGUUACCGCUCUUCAACUAUCUGAUACUGUACUAAAUAUAGAAGGACAAGAAAAUAACACUUUUAUUGAAUAUGAUAAAUCAAAUAAAAAUCAAACAGAUCUCAACACAACAGUUUUCAUGUAUUCAUCAGAUGGUAAUCUUGAUCAACUUUUUAAGACUGACAACAUUUCAAAUCAAAUAAAAGAUAUUUCAUCAACAACAUUACCAUUAAAUAUAACCGGUAAUGCCGCAGAAAUAAAAAACUUGAUUAAAAAUGAUAACAAUAUAAGAAAGCUAGCGUUAUCAACAUCUUCAACAGAAUUUUCAUCUAAGUUAACACCAGCAGAAUCAUUGGUUACAACAUCCAAUGCAAAUAAAAAAGUUUCAAAUAAAAAUAAAAAACAAAAAAGUCGUGAAAAGGUGACGUAGUUUUAGAAGAAUAUAACUUUUAUUUCUAGUUAUUGUAGUUAUUUUAAAGUCGUUUUCAAUAUUCGUUAUAUUAACGAAAUCACGGCAAUGUUAGAGUUUCUUUUCACAAUCAUUUUAAUUUUAUUUAAUAAGUUAUGAAGAUUUUUCAAAUAUAUUUUAAAAACUGAUUAAAUACAAAUUUUACUUUCAUCUUUUAAUUAUCUCAAAAUAUCGAUCAUACAUAUUUGUAUAAACAAUUUUUGAGUCAAACCCCAACAUAUAUUUUGAUCAAAUUGAUCUAUAGAACUUUACGAUUAACUUAACACAAACAAAUUUUACUGACAAAAUGAGUUUAGAACUCUUAUAGGGAAUCUUAAGUAAUUGGAUAAAUUCUUUAUUCAUCUCCUGUUGAAAGCUUACUUUACAAGAGAUUUAAUUACAUCUUAAAAAUCAGCUUUUUGCAAGUGAAAAAAUUACAGUCUUAAUUUUCAAAAAACUGAUAUUUUUUUAAAUAAAACUUUAUUUAGA
Molecule: messenger RNA, 4674 nt
Organism: Condylostylus longicornis
Lineage: Eukaryota; Metazoa; Arthropoda; Insecta; Diptera; Dolichopodidae
Exons: 9
Coding region: 427-4167 (1246 amino acids)
Biological process (GO): regulation of transcription by RNA polymerase II
Cellular component (GO): nucleus
Molecular function (GO): DNA-binding transcription factor activity, RNA polymerase II-specific; sequence-specific DNA binding
Source: RefSeq, a predicted model, not a curated record